AUGUGCCGCUUUCUGGUAUACAAAGGCAGUGACGAGAUCCUCCUCUCCAAGCUCAUUCUCGACCCGACACACUCGAUCCUCAAGCAGUCCUUUGACUCCCGGUUGCGCCUGGACACGCGGCGCGGCCAGAACAAUGCCGAUGGCUUCGGCAUCGGCUUCUACACCGACCCCAAGCUAGGAUCCGCGCCCUGCCUCUUCACCUCGACCACCCCGGCCUGGAACUGCACGAACCUACAGCGAAUAGCAUCCAAGACCGCGUCACGCCUGAUUUUCGGCCACGUCCGUGCCACGACCGAGGGCUCGCUUAGCGAGGACAACUGCCACCCAUUCACCCAUGGCAGCUUGAUGUGGAUGCACAACGGCGGCCUCGGCGGGUGGAAGCACAUAAAAAGAAAGCUGGGCGCCCGCCUGGCGGACAAGUGGUAUCUUGGAGUCAAGGGCGGCACCGACAGCGAGUGGGCAUUUGCCCUCUUCCUCGACACCCUCGAGCGUCUCGGUCACGACCCGAGCGCGUGCCCCGAAAAAGGGUUCGGACCUACCGUCUUGCGCACGGCGGUGGAGCAGACAAUAGCCCAAAUAAACGCUCUGACGGACUCGAUACCGCAGGACGUUUUGCAGAGCGAAGAUGUCGAUACUAGGAGUCUGCUCAACUUUGCGGUCACAGACGGCCACAGCAUCAUUUGCACAAGAUAUAUCAGCAGCUCGCGGGACGAGGCUGCCAGCUUGUACUACUCCUCGGGAACGCAAUGGGUCACGCGCACAGCCGACCCAAAUGAUCGACAGUAUCAGAUGGAGCGUAAGGACAGAGGCGCCGACAUUGUCCUCGUCGCCAGCGAACCCCUAACGUUUGAACGAGAGAACUGGGUCAAUGUACCGACAAAUUCCAUCCUGACAAUCCACCGCCAGACCGUCAUGGUACACCCGAUACUGGACAAGUAUUACGAGCGGGACCCGCACCAUGUUCGCUCAAGCGCCUUUGUCCAAGCCAAGGGCCUCGUGUCGAACGAAAAGGCCCCCAGCGGGACCAUCAGCCCAGCAAACGAACCUCCCCAGGCCAGCUUCGACGGAUACAGGAAACUUGCAGCGCAGUCCCUCUGCUCGCGCAGCAUUAGCCCCGACGUCGUCCGUCGCCCCCUGACGCCGGCGUCAUCGAGGGGCUCCGCUGUCUCCCGUUGA
Purpureocillium lilacinum is the source of this 1176-nucleotide messenger RNA. RefSeq lists its product as uncharacterized. Gene Ontology annotation, cellular component: cytoplasm; glutathione hydrolase complex. NCBI's taxonomy places the organism in Eukaryota, Fungi, Ascomycota, Sordariomycetes, Hypocreales, Ophiocordycipitaceae. The record is from RefSeq and is a predicted model, not a curated record. Gene Ontology annotation, molecular function: omega peptidase activity. Gene Ontology annotation, biological process: glutathione catabolic process.